AGAAAGCCUAGAGUUUGCUAUUCUCUAGCAAGACCAUCAUUGCUGCUGCUCUUUUGGAAUUUCUCGUUGUUCCGAAGAUGUGGAGCUCAUCGAAAAUUCCAUUAGAAGCCGCAUCUCGAUAACAUUCCGUUUUGAGAUUACACAGAGGGAAACGAGAGGAUGUUUGCUGAUUGUGUUUGGAAACCAAAGACAAAAUAUAUUAUCUUGUGGAACAACAGAAUUUGAGAGUUUCACGAAUAUUUACAAGAGUUUUGUUUCUUUAUAAAGGUUUGGUGCUAGUUGCUUAAGCUCAAGGCUCUCAGUUAUAUGUAUUGUACAGUUUUGUGAAAUAUUAUUAUUUUCUGUAUUUUUCACUUGUUGGGCAAGAGACAAUGUAUAACGACAGGAGAUUGGCUCGUACAAGGAGUUGCCCAACUCUAUUUGCAGUUUUGAAAGAGCAGAUGGUUCAAGGAAAGAAGAUUAGGCUAAGUAGAGGCACUUUGAACUAUAUUAAGAGUAAGAAGGCAGGCAAGUUUUAUAAGAGCACAUCUUCUAGUGAACUAGAGACCAUACUGGAAGGUGAUGAGGGAGACAACUAUACAGACGAUGAUACCUUGAGUAGCUGUAGUGUAUCAUCUUCCCAUUCAGAACCAGCUGAUAUGAGUGACGUCGCCUGUUCAACAACAGCUGAGGCUCCCUCAGCAUAUACCUUGGAACACCGAUUACCUGGAAGUUUACGAAUAUCACCUCGUCGAUUGAACCAGUGGUCAGAUAGUGUCGUCAUUCAGCGAUAUAUUCCACUUGGACAGAAAAAUAGCAACACUUUUCGAAAUGUAGCUGAAAAUUCGUCUCAUGGACAUUCUUUGUACCCUGUACAAAGUGAAAAGAAUAGUUCCUCGGUAUACAAGGACAAAAAUGCGCCACAACACAACUCCUACAUUUCGUCUUUAUUGGAUUCAUCAAAUCUGUCAUUUUUGAAUAAGGAAAGCAAAUCUAGGAAAGAUGAGAAACAAGAUAGUGUACCAAAAAGGGAACAGUCAGAGACAUCCAAUGAAACUUACGGUAAUAGACGGAAUAUGGAUAUUAUUCAUCCCGGUCAACUAUGGUUACCUCCGGUAGAAUGGCGAGUUGAAAAUAUGGAGUCACUUGUUUGGAAGGAUCAGCAUAUUUAUCACAAAGAAGAAGGUGGAUGGUGGAUGGAGCGGUGGACACUUCGCACAGAAAGUAGGCAAAAAUUGGGUGAUAAGUUUGGUGUAGAUGCUGAUGGUACACCUUGGUCUGAGUGGUGGCUGGAAACGGAGUUGCCCAAUUCAAAUACUAAUACUUGUGCUGCUUAUAUUAAAAAGUUUGGACAAAAAUGGGGUAGAAAUGCAAAAGGUGAACGUUGGUAUGAAACUUGGCAAGUAAAAAAUGAUGGGAAAGUUGAAACAACUUAUCGUUUAGAAAGAGCAAAAUCCGGUAACUUUUGAAAUUUAUCAAACAUAGGAUAACUUGACCUUUAAUACUUUGAAAUAAGUUAUAUCUGAUUUUUAGGCUUGUAGAGAUGCAAACAUCAGUAAAGUAAGAACAUGAACUAUAGGUUUGUUUUGCCGUAAUGAUUGAGCACAGUUUUUAUUUCUAAGCACUUGCAUAUGAACGGAUUUUCCCUCCAAUCAUUAUUCCAUUUCAUUUCUCUACUUGAAACCGUCAUUUUGAAUGUGGUAAUAGUAGUAGUAAUCGUAGAAUGGAGCCUAAAGAAACCACUCAGAGAAACAGGCAUUGUUAGUUACUUU
Messenger RNA from Galdieria sulphuraria, 1751 nucleotides. RefSeq lists its product as uncharacterized. The coding region runs from base 372 to 1448 and encodes 358 amino acids. The record is from RefSeq and is a predicted model, not a curated record. NCBI's taxonomy places the organism in Eukaryota, Rhodophyta, Bangiophyceae, Galdieriales, Galdieriaceae. The transcript is spliced from 4 exons.